GUUCGUCAUUGACCCUCAAAACAAAAGCUCCAGGUCCAUUCGUUUGGAGCCCAUGGCUCAGCUCACGUGACCUUCAUCGACGUGCUGUUGUAUAGACGGGUCUCAGGAUGUCAGAAUCAUGUCAGAAACAAAGUCUUUUGUCAUCUCACCAAACCACAAACCAAACAAGCUGCUCCUGAAGGGACUCGGGUUGGUUAAAAAGUCAUUUAAAUAUAGCAAAUAUAUGAAGGACACCUCUCUGCAGACCCUGAAGCUGACCAAAGCGGAGCGGCAGCGGUUCAGCGAGGAGGUGGAGAUGCUGAAGGGCCUGCAGCACCCGAACAUCGUCCGCUUCCACGACUCCUGGAAGUCGACGGUGAAGGGCCACAAGUGCAUCAUCCUGGUGACUGAACUCAUGACCUCGGGCACGCUCAAGACGUAUUUGAAGAGGUUCAAGGAGAUGAAGCUGAAGCUGCUCCAGCGCUGGAGUCGUCAGAUCCUCAAAGGGCUUCACUUCCUGCACACACGCUCCCCUCCCAUCAUCCACCGGGACCUCAAGUGUGACAACAUCUUCAUCACCGGGCCCAUCGGCUCCGUCAAGAUUGGAGAUCUCGGGCUGGCCACUCUCAAGAGUGCCUCUUUCGCUAAAAGUGUCAUUGGAACGCCAGAGUUCAUGGCCCCAGAGAUGUACGAGGAGAAGUACGACGAAGCGGUGGACGUCUACGCCUUCGGGAUGUGCAUCCUGGAGAUGGCCACCUCCGAGUACCCGUACUCCGAGUGCCAAAACGCCGCCCAGAUCUACCGCAAAGUCACCAGCGGAAUGAAACCCGACAGCUUCUACAAAGUCAAAGUGCCGGAGCUCAAGGAGAUCAUUGAGGGCUGCAUUCGCAUGAACAACGACGAAAGGUUCACCAUUCAGGACCUCAUGGAUCACCCCUUCUUCCAGGAGGACAACGGCGUGCACGUGGAGCUGGCGGAGGAGGACGACCUGGUGAAGUCGGGCCUGAAGCUGUGGCUGCGUAUGGACGACACAAAGAAGCUCCACGGAAAGUACAAGGAAAACAACGCCAUCGAGUUCCUGUUUGAGCUCUACACGGACGUGCCCGAGGAGGUGUGCCAGGAGAUGGUCGUGCUCGGCUUCGUGUGCGAGGCCGACUUCAAGCUGGUGGCCAAGGCCAUACGGGACCGGGUGGCGGCCAUCAAGCGGAAGCGCGAGAAGCUGCGGCGGCAGGCGGAGGAGCGCAAAAAGAAGCAGGAGCGGGAGGCCACGGAGGAGGGGGAGGAGGGGGAGGAGGAGGCGGAGACUAACCGGCCUCCGCCUAAGGCCGCCGGAGGGUCCCCCGCCCGGGCCCAGACGUCUCCGGCCCCCGCCGUCCCGUCCCCCGUCACCACCAGCUCCGUGGACUCCGGAGUGAGCUCCAACUACCCGGCGGAGCCGGAGGAGCCGGAAGCGGACCAGCACUUCCACAUCCGCCACGGCAGCCUGUCUCCGGCCAACUCUGACUGCGAGACGGACGGCUAUCUGAGCUCCUCCGGGCUUCAGGAUCUGCUGGAGGCCGGCAGCCCCGACGCGUCCGGGACCCCUUCGACCGUGCCGCCCGCCGCCAUCCCGGCCCUCCGCUUCCCCUCGAGUAUCGCUGUAUCCAACAACAUCGAUCGUGGAAACUCGGGGCUCCGCAGUGGCUUCCACUCUCCUGUGGACAGCUACGCCUCCGAUGUGACCUCGGGCCUGAGCGACGGCAACGAGGGCCCGUCGGAGAAGGGCGAGGAGAAAGCGGCGGCGAGGCGGACGGCCGGGAAGCUGUUCAGGAGGAGGGCGCGCUCGAGGCUACGCAUCACAGGGCUCUCGGAUAAAGUGGACCGCGUGGUGGAGUGUCAGCUGCAGACGCACAACGACAAGAUGGUGACCUUCAAGUUUGACCUGGACGGAGAUAACCCUGAAGACAUCGCUGCUGUCAUGGUGCACAAUGAGUUCAUCCUGCCCUCGGAGAAGGAGGGCUUCGUCUGCCGCAUGGGCGACAUCAUCAAGCGGGCCGAGGCUCUCAUGGCCCAGGAGCAGCCGGUCCACCCCGGCGGCCACCGGCUCCCGCAUCCCGCUUUCCUCCACGGGGUCGGCUCGCUGUCCUCCUCGCAGCCUAAUCUGCACAGUCACACUCUGCCUCGAACGCACUCCUCCUCGUCCCUGCCCGACUUCGGUUUGGCUAACCCGAAGGUAGAGGCAUGCGGCUCUCCCCUGUGCCACAACGGAGACGUCGCUUCGUCCGGGCGACCUCGAACCCGCUCGCGGUCUUUCCACAACGGCCCAGGGUCGCCCCUGCAUUAUCACCCCCCCCACCACCCCCUCCUGCCACACCACCAGCACUACCACUUGCCCUUCAUGGGCCACAGCAACUUCCCGUUCCAGUACCCCGGCUCCCCCACGCCAGGCGUCCAUCCGCUCCUCACGCGCGUGGCCAGUAACCCCACCUUCUCCUCCCUCCCCCCCCCGGCCCUUGGCCCCGCGGGUCCCCUCGGCGAGACCCAGAGCUCCGGCGGCGGCGGGGACGGCGUCCCCAUGUCCCCGUCCGCCCAGCAGCACCCCGGCAUGUGGCCUUCCCACACGCAGCCCCUGUUCUCCUUGGCUAACGUCAUCUCCAUGGCCAUGAGCAUGGCCCAGUCUUUCAUCCCUCCGGCCAGCAUGUCCGCCCAGGGGGCGCCCUCCUACCCGGGCUACCAGCAUCACAUGGCCCCGCCGUCGGGUUACCCCUCCGUCUAUCCGCAACCCUACCAGAACCCGCCGGCCGAGGCCCAGUACGGCCCCACAGCGGGCUUCCCGGCCCAAAGCAACGCCCACCGCGGCCCCGAGGGUUUGCCGGCGACGGACGGAGGCGUUUUCGCCCCGAGCCACAAUCCUCCCGGGUGGCCGCACGCCGUCUCCCCGCCGCCCGCGGCUCCCAGUCCCCCGCCGGCUCCCCGGGAGCCUUUUCGGCAGGUUGGGCUCGUCAGUCCCCCGAAGAGUCCCCCGAGCGGGACCCAGGGGGACAGCCUCCGCGGGUACGUCGCCUCGUACCUGGCGCGGGUUCCGGUCCAGGCCGAACCCCGAUCCGAAGUGUCCUGUUCAAACUCCGAUCUUUCGACGUCUCCCUCUGAAAGCCCUGGAGGCACCGUGUCAUCCUUCAGCGCUCCGGGGCACCCGGCGAUCCCCGAGAUGAAAGCCAGCACGUCAACCCCCGCCGAAGCCUCCUCCACCGAGCCCGAGGUCCGCUGUGCACCCGUCACUGUGGGCCGAUUCCAGGUGACGCCCAGCAAGCACGUCCCUGCAGCCGGCGGCGUCCCUGCUGCGGCGCGGCCCGCGGACAGCGGCAGCGCCUCCUCAGAGAGCAGCACGGAGGAGCAGGGGGAGUCUGAGACGAGUCUGGGCACCUCCCUCACCAUGUCCCCCCCUCCCCAGCGUCCCCACGCCCCUGGGCUCCUCCAGGGGGUGGACGGGCAGCUGGGAUGGAGCCAGGAGAAGCAGCAGGACAGAGGAGGAGAAGAAGAAGAGGAGGAGGAGGAGGAGGCAGUGGUGGAUGAUGACGACGAUGAGGAAGAGGUUGUUUUGGAACAACAGAGGGCGAGGAAGCGGUGUUCUAGGAGAGCGCACAGCCUGAGCCUGAUGGGGACGUCGGCGGACAGCGGCCUCUCCAUGACGGCGGCGGAGGCGGAGGGGAGGCUGUGGGACGGGGGGGCCGGCAGCCCGCAGUACGGCAACGCCCUUCACCACCUGUGGCUGAUGACCUACAACCGCGGCGCUCCCUACGUCAGCACCGACGACUCCGACAGCGACGACUCCGACAUGCUGGAGGAGCUGCAGGAGCUCCGAGAGAAGCACCUGAGGGAGGUGCAGGCCCUGCAGGCCGCCCAGAAGAGGGAGAUCGAGCAGCUGUACGAGAAGACGGGCAAGGUGCCCCCGCUGGGCAUCGUGUCCCCCGCCGCCGUGCUCUCCGGCCGGCAGCGCCGCCUGUCCAAGGGGGGGGGCGGCGGCUUCCCCUCGCCGCGCAGGAACAGCCUGCAGCGCGUGGACAUGUUGCCGAUCCAAGGUAUCAUUAGGAGAAACUCCAUCGGAGGCAGCAGCGGCGGCGGCUCCCAGGACAAGCCGUGCAAAGGCGUCACCUUUGUCACUGACAUCAGUAGAAUGUAAGAAACCGUGCCGCUGAGCACGCUGUGUCCCUGGACUACCUCAUCCCAAGUGUGGCCACAGGGGUCCCAACCCGUCCUGCAGGUGGAUCGCUUUAAACACUCUUCACCGGCAAA
This is a messenger RNA of Pungitius pungitius (ninespine stickleback), 4251 nucleotides long. It is a transcript of the gene wnk4a, whose product is annotated as WNK lysine deficient protein kinase 4a. NCBI's taxonomy places the organism in Eukaryota, Metazoa, Chordata, Actinopteri, Perciformes, Gasterosteidae. The record is from RefSeq and is a predicted model, not a curated record. Gene Ontology annotation, biological process: intracellular signal transduction; protein phosphorylation; monoatomic ion homeostasis. The transcript is spliced from 18 exons. The coding region runs from base 119 to 4138 and encodes 1339 amino acids. Gene Ontology annotation, molecular function: ATP binding; protein serine/threonine kinase activity; potassium channel inhibitor activity. Gene Ontology annotation, cellular component: cytoplasm; cytosol.